Messenger RNA from Lycium ferocissimum, 1512 nucleotides. Its product is annotated as GATA transcription factor 5-like. Bases 259 to 1242 code for a protein of 327 amino acids. Gene Ontology annotation, molecular function: sequence-specific DNA binding; zinc ion binding. The transcript has 2 exons. Gene Ontology annotation, biological process: positive regulation of DNA-templated transcription. Lineage: Eukaryota; Viridiplantae; Streptophyta; Magnoliopsida; Solanales; Solanaceae. The record is from RefSeq and is a predicted model, not a curated record. Gene Ontology annotation, cellular component: nucleus.
GAGAAAGUUAGAUAAAAAGAAAUAAAAAGAGAAAAAAACACAAUAACUCCCCACUAGUUUCGCCCCUUUUUCAGUGCUUUAACCCAAAAACUCUUCAUUUCAACUUUUUAUUUUUUGCCUUAACCUGCAAUUGUCCAACUUCCUCUUCUUCUUCUACCUUCCAAUUUUUCCUUACCAUAAAACCAACGUAAACUUCUCUGUACCUUAAAAAAAACAAACUUUUUUUGUCCUAGUUUUAAUUUUUUUCCUUAUUUUCUCAUGGAGUUGAUUGAAGCAAGAGCAUUGAAAUCUAGUUUUCUUUCAGACAUGGCCAUGAAAACUAGCCAACAAGUUUUUCUUGAUGAUAUAUGGUGUGUAACAGGGAUUAAUAACGUACCAAGUGAUGAUUUUUCAGUUGAUGACCUUUUGGAUUUUUCUGAUAAAGAUUUCAAAGAUGGCUCUUUACAAGAACUGCAUGAAGAUGAUGAAAAAGACUCUUUUUCUAAGUCUUCUCAAAACAGAAAUUCACAAGACUCCACCUUUUCCGGCAUGGAAAGCUUUGGAGAACUCCCUAUUCCGGUUGAUGAAUUGGAGAAUCUUGAAUGGUUAUCACAAUUUGUGGACGAUACUUCAUCAGAAUUCUCUUUGUUGUGUCCGGCCAGCAGUUUCAAGGACAAAACCGGCGGUUUUCAAGAAUCCCGGUCUGAACCGGUGGUUAGACCGGCUGUUCAGAAAAUGAGAGCUCCAUGUUUUUCGUUACCUGUUCAGAGGAAACCAAGAACCAAACGGUCCAGACCGGCUGGAAGAACAUGGUGUUCCCCAUCACCAACAGUUUCAGAAAACUCUUCUUCACCAACCUCUUCAUCAUACGGUUCUUCACCUUUCCCUUCGGUUUUAUUCAUGAACCCGGUUCAAGAUGGUGACUGGUUAUGUAGUGUAGAAAAACCGUUGAAAAAGCCGAAAAAGAAUUCAUUAGCAGAGAACCCGGUUCAGCCCGGUUCAGGACGUAGGUGUACUCAUUGCCAAGUUCAAAAAACACCACAGUGGAGAGCCGGUCCAUUGGGUCCAAAAACAUUGUGUAACGCAUGUGGUGUUAGAUACAAAUCCGGUCGGCUUUUUCCGGAGUAUAGACCGGCUUGUAGUCCAACAUUUUCUCAAGAAGUUCACUCUAAUAGUCACCGCAAAGUAUUGGAGAUGAGGCGAAAGAAGGAAACCGGUGAGGUUGUUGACUCCGGUUUAAGUUCUAUGCUUUCAAUUUGUUGAAAUGCAAGAGAACCCGGUUCAUUUGAAAAGCGGUUUAGUAGGUCUAGCUUGGUUGCGGUUCAAAUGUGAAAAUUUUGGUAAAUUGUGGGUUGUAGGAGGCUAGGAGGGUAGGAAUAGAAAUGUAACGUAUUUUAGGGAGGUUAUUGUAAUUUUGCUUUUAGGUAUUUGCUACUUUAUUCAUUUUUAGCUUAAUUUUUCCUUUUGCAGUGUAAAAUCUAAUUCAUUUUCAGUUUAGUGGUCAAUCUUAUAGAAACCAUUCAUUUGUUUUCA